Messenger RNA from Cladophialophora psammophila CBS 110553, 1521 nucleotides. RefSeq lists its product as uncharacterized. Gene Ontology annotation, biological process: transmembrane transport. Bases 1 to 1521 code for a protein of 506 amino acids. Gene Ontology annotation, cellular component: membrane. The transcript has 3 exons. The record is from RefSeq and is a predicted model, not a curated record. Lineage: Eukaryota; Fungi; Ascomycota; Eurotiomycetes; Chaetothyriales; Herpotrichiellaceae. Gene Ontology annotation, molecular function: transmembrane transporter activity.
AUGACCUCUGGCGCUGCUCAACGCGAGAACCGCUGCGAGGAAGGCCUCGCAGAAUCUGCGCCAUUACUGAGCAGUCCACGCGACGGCAAUGAAGGUCGGGGCAAAGCAAAGAACCAUUCCAGUCUCUUCUUCAAGAUCUACGCCGUUGUGUUCUGCGUCAAUCUCGGGUUCCAGAUUCUGGCUCCAGCACAGACCCAGAUCUACGAAACCAUCUACUGUUCGCAAUGGUACCGCCGGCACCCAAUUGAUUCAUUGCCACCGACCAGCAAGAUCCCGGAGUCGUAUUGCAAGAUAGGUCCCGUCCAGACGCAGAUAUCUACACUAAAAGGAUGGUACGAGUUCUUUUCUGCGGCUCCAAGUCUUCUGCUGAGCAUCCCAAUGGGAAUGCUCACCGAUGCCAUUGGCCGACGACACCUGAUGAUCCUGAACGUCACGGUCCUGUGCUUGACGCAGGUGUGGACCACCUUUGUCACCUGGUCCGACGGUCAGAUACCUCUUCGGGCGGUAUGGUUGGGCGCGAGUCUCAACUUUCUGAGCGGCGGAGUUAUUGUCACAGAGUUGCUUUUUGUGUGUAUCCUGACCGAUAUCAGUCCAAGCGAUCGUAUAGUAGAGACAUUCUUCCGGACCACUGCCUUUGGGCACUUCAGCAAGGUCAUUGGACCCGUCGUCGCAGCCACCCUCAUGCGGUUUGAUCCAUGGCUCGCCGUCUACCUUGGACUCGCGCUACUAGUCAUCACCGUGAUGCUGGUUGCAACCGUUCCAGAAACCAUACACUUGCAAGCCGCUGCCGGGCACGACGGAGCCGGAGCUCACCAGGAGGACCAGAUAGCAGCGUCCCCGAUAGAAUCUCAACGUGGGAACAGCAGCACGUGGCGACAGCUCAACUUACGCCGUCUCAUCAAAGUGUGGAGCGACUGGCGCCUCGUCUUCAUCGCAAUAACCUACCCCUUUCGCCUGGUCUGCUACGCCCUGAGCGACCUCCUCCAGCGGUACGUAUCGGACCGCUACGGCUGGACCCUGGCAGAUGCCACCUUAAUCUACUCGCUGCAAGCAGUUGGCGCCGGGCUGGUGCUAUUCACGCUGCUGCCGAUGAUUUCGGCGCGCAUCGACGUGCGGUACGCGUUCAGCGCGAUCCAGAAGAACGUGGUGCUGUCACGCGCCUCGUUGUUCGUGCUGGCCGUCGCCUUCGCCGUGAUCGGCCUGGCACCGCACCCGGCCGUCAUGGUCGUGGGACUCUUGCUCGAGACGCUGUCGACGGGGUUCCCCGCGACGCUGCGCGCGCUGGCGACGGCGCUCAUCGACGCCGACGACAAGGGCCGCGUCUUCUCCGUCUUGGCCAUCGCAGAAACUCUCAGCGUCAUGCUCGCGUACCCCUUUACCGCCACCUUAUUCAACAUCGGCCUCCGCCGCGGCGGCGGCUCCUGGCUCGGCUUGCCCUACGAUGUCAUCUCUGUGGCCGCCGCCUUGGGAUGUGCCGUCAUGUGUCUCCUUCGCUUCGAGAGGCCUGUGCGGCUUGUGUGA